CGUGCUCUGUAGAGAGAGAGAGAGAGAGGGAGAGAGAGAGAGUUUCAGCUAAUCGACUUCAUACAAACAACGUACACACACACACACUCUCUCUCUUCCCCACUCACAUCGCCAUCGUCGUGCUCUCCCGUGCAGUGAUCUUUUUCUCUUUCGAUAAUUUCGGUGUGAUGGACUACAGUUCAGAUGAAGAGUCCGAUCUCAGUGACUCUGAGAUCAAUGAGUACAAAGAGAAGCCGUAUGAAGAACUCAGGACGGGGAAGUAUAAGGUGAAGAAUGUCAACGGUACACUUAGGUGCCCGUUUUGUGCUGGCAAGAAGAAGCAAGAGUUCAAGUACAAGGACCUUCUUCAACAUGCUUCUGGAGUCAGUAAAGGUUCGGCCAACAGAAGGGCAAAACAAAAGGCGAAUCACCUUGCGUUGGCGACGUAUUUGGAGAAUGACCUAGCAAAUGAGGCGGAGCAGCUACCGCCAAAAGUGAUUGAAGUUGCUCCAGUAUCAGAGAAGUCCGAGCAAAAUGAUCUAUUUUGCUGGCCUUGGACAGGGAUUGUCACAAACAUUAUUGAUGAACCCGGAAAUGGGAAAGAAUUGGGUAGCCGUGAAUAUUGGUUGAAGAAGUUCAGUAAAUACAAACCUUUGGAAGUUGAGAUUUUUUGUGAUGACCAGAAUCAAACUGGCCAAGCUGUUGUGAGAUUCGAUAAUGACUGGACUGGUUUUAACAACGCCAUGCUAUUUGAGAAGUCAUUUGAAACUAAUCGUCACAGUAAAAAGGAGUGGACAGCUCAGAAAGAAGUUCCUGGUUCGAAUAUUUACGGAUGGUUUGCUCGUGCAGAUGAUUAUAACUCAGAAGGGCUUGUUGGAGAAUACCUCCGUAAAAAGGGAGAGUUGAAGACGAUCUCUAACCUUAUCCAGGAAGCUACACUAGACAGAAACAAGAUCGUUGCUAACCUAGCGACAGAGAUUGAUUUGAAAAAUCAAAAUCUGGAUGAGUUGCAGUACAAAUACAAUGAGAAGACAAUGUCUUUGAGUAGGAUGCUUGAGGAGAAAGAUAUGCUGCACCAGGCUUUUUAUGAAGAAUCAAGGAAGAUGCAGCGUCUAGCACGAGAGCACAUUCGCAGGAUUUUAGAUGAACAAGAGACACUAAAUCAUGAGUUGGAGGUCAAGAGAAAGGAACUUGAUUCUUGGAGCAAACAGCUGAACAGACGUGAAGCAUUAACUGAACGUGAGAGACAGAAACUUGAUGAGGAGAAGGAAAAGAACACAACAAGAAACAAUUCACUGGACAUGGCAUCCAUGGAGCAGAGAAAGGCCGAUGAGAAUGUCUUAAGGCUUGUUGAAGAGCAAAAGAAGGAGAAACAAGAGGCUUUAACCAAGAUACUUCAGUUGGAAAGGCAGCUAGAUGCUAAACAAAAACUGGAGAUGGAAAUUGAAGAGCUUAAAGGAAAACUGCAGGUCAUGAAGCAUCUUGGAGAUGAAGACGAUGCAGCUGUUCAGAACAAGAUAAAAGAGAUGAAUGAGGAGUUGGAUCAAAAAGUUGAUGAGAUGGGUAGUUUGGAAGACCUAAAUCAAACACUUAUUGUUAAAGAGCGCCAAAGUAAUGAUGAGCUACAAGAAGCUCGUAAAGAAUUGAUUAAUGGCUUGAGCGAGAUGUUGAGCGGUCGCACUCUUAUUGGAUUAAAGAGGAUGGGAGAAAUUGAUACUAAGCCCUUCCAGACUACAUGCAAAACGAGAUUUAAAUCUUCAGAAGCAGAAGUCAAGGCCUUUGAGCUAUGCUCCUUAUGGCAAGAGAGGAUGAAGAAUCCAGAUUGGCACCCAUUUAAAAUUGUAAUGCUUGAGGGGGGAAACCAUCAGGAACUGAUAAAUGACGAUGAUGAAUUGCUGAAAAAUCUCAAGGUGGAGUGGGGAGUUGAGAUAUACGAGGCUGUGACAACUGCCUUGAAAGAGAUGAAUGAAUACAAUCCUAGUGGUAGGUAUGUGAUUUCUGAGCUAUGGAACUUUAAAGAGAAAAGAAAGGCAACGCUGAAGGAAGUCAUUGCUUAUAUCUUGAAGAGCUUGAAGAAUCUGAAGCGGAAGCGGUGAGGAGUUUGAGGUGAUCAAGGGAUUUACAAGAGAAAUGAAAGUUCAGGUGGAAGGUGUAUGAAAGACUGAUGCUACUAGGACCGGGAUUCGAAACUACUUUAAUUUCUUUCUCCUUGUGAAUGUAUGCUACACACUCAUCGAACAUUUGGUCGUGUAGAUGGCAGAUUAAUAGCUUCUUUUAAGCUGGUGCUCAGGAAAUUGGAUAUUUGCGGUUAGGUUUCUUAACAGUUAUUAGAACCCCGCAUUGGUUAA
This is a messenger RNA of Rhododendron vialii, 2327 nucleotides long. Its product is annotated as factor of DNA methylation 1-like. The record is from RefSeq and is a predicted model, not a curated record. Gene Ontology annotation, biological process: gene silencing by siRNA-directed DNA methylation. Bases 168 to 2075 code for a protein of 635 amino acids. The transcript has 8 exons. NCBI's taxonomy places the organism in Eukaryota, Viridiplantae, Streptophyta, Magnoliopsida, Ericales, Ericaceae.